Messenger RNA from Cylicocyclus nassatus, 486 nucleotides. The record is from the annotation of a GenBank genome assembly. Lineage: Eukaryota; Metazoa; Nematoda; Chromadorea; Rhabditida; Strongylidae.
AUGAUGAUUCUCUUCAACCACAUUUUCAUCACCUCACUACUCAUUGUCACAAAUAGUUUUAUAUAUCGAUACGUGCACAUCUGCAGACCGAAUUCAAUCAACAUUUAUUGCUCCACAAAAGGCAUAUUUGCUUCCGUGGUCAUCAAUGCCAUUGUUUUAACAAUCUGGCAAGCAUCCAUAUGCACGGUUUUUUGGCCGAAUCCACGAACCAUUGAGCAACUCAGUGAAGUUGUACUAAAGAAACUGGGAGUUGAUCUCUUUGACUGCGCACAAAUCAAUUUCUCAUUAAAGUCAAACCGGAAACAUGUAUUUGAUUACAUCUCGGCUGUGAGCGUGCUGCUUAUUAUGUCGGUGCUGAUGAGUAUCAUGAUCUAUUCAGCUAUGAAGAUCAAUAGUGCUCUCAAAUCAGCAACAUUCAACAGCACCAUAAAAAUGCAUCGACAGAUGCUUACCCUGUUGUUGCUACAGGUGAUGCAGUUUAAAUAA